Lineus longissimus is the source of this 2516-nucleotide messenger RNA. RefSeq names its product protein amnionless-like. The transcript is spliced from 12 exons. Bases 232 to 1632 code for a protein of 466 amino acids. The record is from RefSeq and is a predicted model, not a curated record. Gene Ontology annotation, cellular component: apical plasma membrane; endocytic vesicle. Lineage: Eukaryota; Metazoa; Nemertea; Pilidiophora; Heteronemertea; Lineidae. Gene Ontology annotation, biological process: receptor-mediated endocytosis; intracellular protein localization.
AAGCCAUCGAAGUCGUGACGGCUCCAAGCUCAUUUUACAGUAAGAGUGACAGUGGGUGAUCGACGCCGCAUUUGGUUAAUCCAGAAUGAUCAGGUUUACCUGCCUUCGUUCUAUUUAUAGGCCUAACCCAAGCAUCUAACGCAUCGCGCAAGGCAUCUAACCAUCGCUCUCCUCCGCCUGGCUUACCGUCUGUACCAUUGUCUUCAAGAUACGCCCCCUCUCAUUACCGCCAUGAAGAGCUUUGUCUUAUUAUUCGUAUUUUUCGCUGCGAGUGAUGCCGCCUACAAACGAUGGUUACCAAACCUCAACUACGGCAACCCAAAGAACUGGAACAUUGGAAACCCACCAUGCCCAAACGACCAUGUCCUCAUGCCAGCGAUCGCUCCUAUUGUCUACAUGCAAAGCAACUCGACCGUCUUGGAACUGGUUCUUCCAAUGAAUGGUGAGAUCAUUCUGGGUUCAUCCAUGUCUUUGACGUUUCCCGCCGCGCCCAGCCUCGCCCCGGAAAACUGCCCAGGAACAGAUGCCACGUUCAACAGGACAAAACCUGAGAAUUGGUUCGACCCAAAGAACUGGUGCACAACUCAGUCAGAGACAGGUCCGUGUGAAGAACCAAGUGACCUCGACCUUGAGCUGAUGCCUUGUGCCCUUGACCAGGUCAUCUUUCCAGAGAAAAGCUCCUUUCUGGUUGACCUUGACACUUCUGACCCUAUCACUGUUGGGAUGUUGAAAAUAAGAGGAAAGGCAUACACCACAUCAACCUUCAGGCAGUUCAUUAGUGGAAAGGAGGGCAAGAAGGAGUUUGUCAGGACCAAGGGAACCGUCCUUCCCAGGGUGAACAUCCAGCAAGAGUCGUGCGAUGAUGUGACCGGCUGUGCCUGUGGAAAUGACAACUUCAAGAUAAAAUCCAAGAUCUGUGCCCUCCAGAAACCUCUCUGUCGGGCGGUGACGUGUCAAAAUAUGAUAGAACCUGAAGGAUCGUGCUGUAGACUAUGUGGAACAUCGCUUGAGUUGGAAUACACGUUGGGAUUCAGCAUAGCUUCAAUUAAGAAACUACUGAAGGAACACUUCGGAAAAGAUAAAUAUAACACCACGAAGACGAGUCUCACUAAGAUGGCCAAGGGUAAUGUCAUGAUCCUGAUCACAGACAAUGCAGAUGGAGAUGAUGCGGUCAUGAUGGGGAAAGAUAUCAAUGAUUACCUCAUGGAAGACCAAGAGAAGGACCACCGUUAUGGAAUCAAGACAAUCAUAAUCAGGUCAUCAACUUCACUGAAACCAACACCAAGUGCCAGAAAAAGUGGUCUGACCUGGGACAGAAACAUCCUCAUAGGAGUCAUCGUAGGAAGCAUAAUCUUGGUCCUCCUGAUUAUUGUGGUCACAUUUGUGGUUAUCAGAAGAAGGCGAGGCUUGUCUGGAUUUGACUUCCAACUCUUCGGCAAGAAGUCGGACGAUGGCAUCCAGUCAACCAGUUUCCAGGACUUUGGCCAGGACACCACCAGAGGAUUUGACAAUCCAUUGUAUGACAACCCACUCAAGGAGGACUAUUACCAAGACCCAACAAAGGUGGAUCCCGUCCUGAAGUUCAACCCUGUAUUCAGUUCAGAGGGAAUUGAGGAAGACAGCUCUAUCUGAUCUAAACACGGACAAGGACGAUGUAUGGCUUGCACCCACCUAAAAUCUGACAGAAAACUUUGUCACAGGGAUACAAUUCGACAUGAAGCAGCUUAUUAGUACAGUAUAACCAAGUAUAGAAUACUUGGUAUAACUUGUAGUAGUUGCUUUAGGAAUCUCUCGGGACAGCUUGAUUACUGUCAGACGUAAUUUGGUUAUAUCUGACCAAAAUAUGACACAACAAUAAUAGAAAGUUCACAUCUAGUUCAACACACUUUAUUUUAAUACAUAUGUUAAAACUGAAAAGAAAUCACCAAAGAUCCGAGGUAAAGGUUAAUGAAAAGGAGCCCUUGGUCUAGUGUGUAGGCCUAUUAAGGAAUUUGCCUGUUUUUUCUGGAAUGAAGAAAUAAUUGUGAACUGGGAUUUCAUAAUCAAUGAACAUUGUGACUUGGGAUGGCUUGCAGUGUGCUGCAGGUCCUUGGUUAUCCGACCAAGACUGCUCAGGUUGACCACAAAUUGCGUCCAAAACACUUUGGCUAACGCCUCAGGUUUUUGUCUGAUUUUCAGUCUACCCACGUGGUCUUAAUCAGGCAACCAAGGACUGCCAGCCUGGUAUUAAUUCCUUAAACGAAACCAUUUAUUCUUCAGAUAACAAAAGUAAUUUACCAAUGAGGCUACAACAACACUGUCCAUUUGCUAAAUAAUGCUGUUAGUCAUAUAUAUUACACAAUGUAGUCACUUCAUGGUAGAACCAAGACUAUCUGUAUACAAACAUAAUAGGUGCUACACAGUAGCACUGGUUCUAGUAUGGCCAAAACGCACACUUCAGUCCUCAAUCUUUCAUUUCAAAUAAAUCUAUGCACAUUGUCGUGAAUUUACACAUUUCCUGGAUAAUAAAAGAUUGA